This is a messenger RNA of Pseudophryne corroboree (corroboree frog), 3203 nucleotides long. Its product is annotated as zinc finger protein 3 homolog. Gene Ontology annotation, molecular function: DNA-binding transcription factor activity, RNA polymerase II-specific; RNA polymerase II cis-regulatory region sequence-specific DNA binding. The transcript has 5 exons. NCBI's taxonomy places the organism in Eukaryota, Metazoa, Chordata, Amphibia, Anura, Myobatrachidae. Gene Ontology annotation, biological process: regulation of transcription by RNA polymerase II. The coding region runs from base 118 to 2832 and encodes 904 amino acids. The record is from RefSeq and is a predicted model, not a curated record.
GGUCUGAGCUCCUUCUAUCAUUCCCACAAGGCAACAGGAGCAGAGAGCAGCCAUUGCUGUGUCUGGCAGCAGAAGGGGGAGCAUAUAGAGGAACACAGGGGUCUGUACAAGGACGUGAUGAUGGAGAAUCACCGGCCCCUCACAUCACUGGAUGGGCCCAGUAACAGAGAUACCCCAGAGAGAUGUCCCCGUCCUCUGUAUUCCGAGGAUUGUACAGAGGAGAAUCACAGGAUCCCACAGGAGGAUCAGGAAGAACGUCUGUCUGAUAUAAAGUCAGAAGAUGUAGAGGGAGAAGAAGAGACGUAUGUGACUGAUAUGAAGGGAGAAGAAGAGACGUAUGUGGCUGAUAUAAAGGCAGAAGAUACAGAGGGAGAAGAAGAAACGUAUGUGACUGAUAUGAAGGCAGAAGAUACAGAGGGAGAAGAAGAGACGUAUGUGACUGAUCUAAAGGCAGAAGAUAUAGAGGGAGAAGAAGAGACGUAUGUGACUGAUAUGAAGGGAGAAGAAGAGACGUAUGUGACUGAUAUAAAGGCAGAAGGUACAGAGGGAGAAGUAGAGACGUAUGUGACUGAUAUAAAGGCAGAAGAUACAGAGGGAGAAGAAGAGACGUAUGUGACUGAUAUGAAGGCAGAAGAUACAGAGGGAGAAGAAGAGACGUAUGUGACUGAUAUAAAGGUAGAAGAUAUAGAGGGAGAAGAAGAGACGUAUGUGGCUGAUAUAAAGGCAGAAGAUACAGAGGGAGAAGAAGAAACGUAUGUGACUGAUAUGAAGGCAGAAGAUAUAGAGGGAGAAGAAGAGACGUAUGUGACUGAUCUAAAGGCAGAAGAUAUAGAGGGAGAAGAAGAGACGUAUGUGACUGAUAUGAAGGGAGAAGAAGAGACGUAUGUGACUGAUAUAAAGGCAGAAGAUACAGAGGGAGAAGAAGAGACGUAUGUGACUGAUAUAAAGGCAGAAGAUACAGAGGGAGAAGAAGAGACGUAUGUGACUGAUAUGAAGGCAGAAGAUAUAGAGGGAGAAGAAGAGACGUAUGUGACUGAUAUAAAGGCAGAAGAUACAGAGGGAGAAGAAGAGACGUAUGUGACUGAUAUAAAGUUAGAAGAUAUAGAGGGAGAAGAAGAGACGUAUGUGACUGAUAUAAAGGCAGAAGAUACAGAGGGAGAAGAAGAGACGUAUGUGACUGAUAUAAAGGCAGAAGAUACAGAGGGAGAAGAAGAGACGUAUGUGACUGAUAUAAAGUUAGAAGAUAUAGAGGGAGAAGAAGAGACGUAUGUGACUGAUAUAAAGGCAGAAGAUACAGAGGGAGAAGAAGAGACGUAUGUGACUGAUAUAAAGGCAGAAGAUAUGGAGGGAGAAGAAGAGACGUAUGUGACUGAUAUAAAGGCAGAAGAUACAGAGGGAGAAGAAGACACGUAUGUGAGGGGUGAUCAGCAGUGUAAGGAGGAGGAGAUCCCUACAGAUAUCAGCACAGAUGGACACACAAGCAGGAAUAUCACAGAAGGACAACUAAUGUUAACCGCGGAUUGCGAAAUAAGAGAUAAUGACAGUAGACCGGAUUCUCCAGGAGAUAACCUCAUUACCCCAAUUAUACAUCCAGCUCUAUCGACUGGUCCCCCUGAUCCUGGGAAAUGUUCUCCUGAUCACUCUGAUAUUGGUGCAUCUGUUACAGCUCAGAGAGUAGAUCCAGAGUUUCCAUGUGCUAUAGAUACCAAAUGUUUUACACAGAACACAAAGCCUAUUAACCCGCAGAUAAGUAAGGCAGGUGAGAGGCCAUUUCUAUGUUCUGAGUGUGGGAAAUGUUUUCCAUACAAAUCAGAUCUUGUUAGACAUCAGAGAAGUCACACAGGUGAGAGGCCAUUUCCAUGUUCUGAGUGUGGGAAAUGGUUUGCACACAAAUCAGAUCUUGUUAAACAUCAGAGACAUCACACAGGUGAGAAGCCAUUUCCAUGUUCUGUGUGUGGGAAAUGUUUUGCACACAAAUCAGAUCUUGUUAUACAUCAGCGAAGUCACACAGGUGAGAAGCCGUUUCCAUGUUCUGAGUGUGGGAAAUGUUUUGCAAACAAAUUACAUCUUGUUAGACAUAACAGAAAUCACACAGGUGAGAGGCCAUUUUCUUGCUCUAAGUGUGGGAAAUGUUUUAUCCAGAAAUCAUAUCUUGUUAUACAUCAAAGAAGUCACACAGCUGAGAAUCUAUUUCCAUGUUCUGAGUGUGGGAAAUGUUUUGCACAUAAAUCAAGUUUUGUUACACAUCAGAGAUAUCACACAGGUGAGAAGCCAUUUCCUUGUUCUGAGUGUGGGAAAUGUUUUAUCCUUAAAUCAGAUCUUGUUAUACAUCAAAGAAGUCACACAGGUGAAAAUCCAUUUCCAUGUUCUGAAUGUGGGAAAUGUUUUGUACACAAAUCAGAUCUUGUUAUACAUCAAAGAAGUCACACAGGUGAGAGGCCAUUUUUUUGCUCUGAGUGCGGGAAAUGUUUUAUCCAGAAAUCACAUCUUGUUAUACAUCAAAGAAGUCACACAGGUGAAAAUCUAUUUCCAUGUUCUGAGUGUGGGAAAUGUUUUGCACACAAAUCAAGUCUUGUUACACAUCAGAGAAGUCACACAGGUGAGAAGCCGUUUCUAUGUUCUGAGUGUGGAAAAUGUUUUAUCCUUAAAUCACGUCUUGUUAUACAUCACAGAAGUCACACAGGUGAGAAGCCAUUUCCAUGUUCUGAGUGUGGGAAAUGUUUUGGACACAAAUCAGAUCUUGUUAAACAUCAGAGAAGUCACACAGGUGAGAGGCCAUUUCCAUGUUCUGAGUGUGUGGAAAUGUUUUGCACACAAAUCAGAUCUUGUUAAACAUCAGCAAAGUCACACAGGUGAGAAACCAUUUCCAUGUUCUGUGUGUGGGAAAGGUUUUAGAAACAAAUCGCAUCUUGUUAGACAUCAGAGAAGUCACACAGGUGAGAAGCCAUUUCCAUGUUCUGAGUGUGGGAUAUGUUUUGCACAGAAAUCAGAUCUUGUUAUACAUCAGAGAAGUCACACAGGUGAGAGGCCAUUUCCAUACUCUGAGAAAUAAAUCAUCUCAUAUUGCACACAAUAGACAUCACUCAGGUGAGGAACCAUUUUAAUCUUCUGGAGUAUACUUAUCAUUGCCAUGCGUUGUUCUUCAAGGUUCUUAUCCUAUCCUAUGCUUUUUGCAAUAUACAUGUUACCACAGGGUGAAAUAA